Molecule: messenger RNA, 1188 nt
Organism: Clonostachys solani
Lineage: Eukaryota; Fungi; Ascomycota; Sordariomycetes; Hypocreales; Bionectriaceae
Source: the annotation of a GenBank genome assembly
AUGUCCUACUUUCCCAUCCUCCUCCGCGCGGAGCAGAAGCCCCUCGAGCAUCGAUCCUUCUCGCCAUCCGUCAUCGGCUCCCUCGUCAAGGCCGGCCACCCCGUCUCAGUCGAGCGUUCAUCCACCGACCCCAACUUCCGCCGUAUCUUCAACGACGAGGAGUACGAGGCUGUCGGUGCCACCCUCGUCCCUACCGGAACAUGGCCCAAUGCCGCCCCAGGCACCCUCAUUGUCGGCCUCAAGGAAAUUCCCGAGGAGGAUUUCGCCCUGAAGAACGACCAUCUCAGCUUUGCGCACUGCUAUAAGCGUCAAGGUGGAUGGGAGCAGGUCCUGAGCAGAUUUCCCCGCGGCGGCUCGACCCUUUACGAUCUUGAGUUUUGUAUGAGGACCCCCGUCACUCCAUGUCGCUUCCCUCUGUCGACACCAUUGGCCGGGAAGAACUUACUGGCGCGGCACUCGCAUAAGACUUUGAGUUGGAACCUUACCCAUCCAAAUGGCGAGCCACUCCCCUCCGUCGCGAGUUACACCGAUGGCCGAGGAUACUAUCUUAACCAGGAAGAACUUGUGGAGCAGAUCCGAGGCGACGUUGCUGUGAUUGAUAAGGAGCUGGGCCGCAAGCCCACUACUAUGGUUAUGGGUGCCCUUGGACGCUGUGGAAGAGGUGCCUGCGAUCUGUUCGCUGCUGUUGGGCUGGAUACCGAGAAGACCCUCAUGAGGAGUGGCACGACGGAGUUCCAUGAUGAGAUACUAAACUGGAGUAGGACCACCAAGUACGAUAUUCAGGAGACGCAGACGCCCGGUCCUUACAAGACUAUUGUCGAACAUGAUAUCUUCCUUAAUGCGAUUUACCUUUCGGAGCCUAUCCCUCCAUUCAUCAACCAGGAGCUCCUUGCCCAGCCUGGCCGUAAGCUCGGAGUCGUCUGCGACGUUUCAUGCGACACCACCAACCCCCACAACCCGCUCCCCGUUUACAGCAUCAACACCACCUUCGACGAGCCCACUGUCCCCGUCGUCGGAGAACGAUCAGAACAGCACACCCCUAGCUCGGUAUCAUUCAGCGACGGCCUGAGGGAGGCGCUCCUCCAGCUGCACCAGAAGGAUACCCACAGGGUGUGGACUGAUGCUGCCAAGCUGUUCAACGAGAAGGUUGCAGAGCUCCCCGAGGCUCUCCGGGUCAAGGAUUUAUAG